AUGAGCGACAACAACAACAAACCAACACAAAAAACCCAAAACAAUGGAGCAAAAACGACGACGACACCAGCAACCACCAAAUCGACAACGACAACAACAUCAAACUGCAAAGCGACCGUUGCAGGUAAGAGUGGCCCAGGAGCUGGGCGCAAGUUUAGCUUCCUGGACGCUCUUUCGCCAGAAGAGCGCGCACUGUUUGAGGAGCACGCACGUGAUGAUGACGACGUGGCCUCUAGCAGCGGUAAUCGAAAGGCGGCUACUGCGACGAGUGCAGAUAAGGCUGAACCCACAGCAACCUCUUCAAGCAGGCUCAGCUGCUCGGAGGAGGACGAAUCCAAAAGGGGUGGGACAGAAGUGCGCAAAAGAAAGAGGAAGCGGGGGGGGAGAAUGCCCCCUGAACCAGCAGCGGGAUGCCCGGGUGGCCCAGACGAUCCACGCAGGAGAGGCAUGAGCGGUGCCACCCUAAAAUGGUACCUCAGGCACUUGCAAGAUGGCAAAUCCCCAGAAGAAGCAUUUAGACUCGCCACGAGCAGGAGCAGGGGCAGCAACCCUUCUCCGGCUGCGAAGAAGCAUGCAAACGCCGCGUCCGUCGCGGGACGCGGGAGCCAGACGUUCAGCCGAGGAAACGCAACCCAGCCUGGGAAACAAGGGAGCGGAAAGGCGGAACCACGGAACACCACAGAUCAAACCGCGAAAAGGAAGAGCGGGCAGAUAACGCCUCAAGAACCCCCAAGUUCAAAAAGGCAAAAGGGGAAUCAACCACCGGCGAUCGGAGGACAACGUUCUGCUCCAAAUCCCAACCCGAGUGAUGGCGGUCAGCGCAAAUACUCGGAAGCCCUCAAAGGCAUCCGAAUGGCUGUGCUGCCUCGCAAUUAUCCGGCGGAGGUCUUGGGGAACUGA
This is a messenger RNA of Bactrocera oleae (olive fruit fly), 900 nucleotides long. The record is from RefSeq and is a predicted model, not a curated record. NCBI's taxonomy places the organism in Eukaryota, Metazoa, Arthropoda, Insecta, Diptera, Tephritidae.